AUGAAUAGAUACACAACCAUCAAGCAACUCGGGGAUGGAACCUAUGGUUCCGUCCUGCUGGGAAGAAGCAUCGAGUCUGGGGAACUGAUUGCUAUUAAAAAAAUGAAAAGAAAGUUUUAUUCCUGGGAGGAAUGCAUGAACCUUCGGGAGGUCAAGUCUUUAAAGAAGCUCAACCAUGCCAACGUAGUAAAAUUAAAAGAAGUUAUCAGGGAAAAUGAUCAUCUUUAUUUUAUCUUUGAGUACAUGAAGGAAAAUCUUUACCAACUCAUUAAAGAAAGAAAUAAGUUGUUUCCUGAAUCUGCUAUAAGAAAUAUCAUGUAUCAGAUAUUGCAAGGACUUGCAUUUAUUCACAAACACGGCUUCUUCCAUCGGGACUUAAAGCCAGAGAACCUCCUCUGUAUGGGACCCGAUCUCGUGAAAAUUGCAGACUUUGGAUUGGCCCGAGAAAUCCGAUCAAGACCUCCAUACACAGACUAUGUAUCUACCAGAUGGUACCGGGCCCCGGAGGUGCUCCUGCGGUCCACAAACUAUAGCUCCCCCAUCGACAUCUGGGCCGUGGGCUGCAUCAUGGCAGAGGUGUACACCCUCCGGCCACUCUUCCCCGGGGCCAGUGAGAUCGACACAAUCUUCAAAAUCUGCCAAGUGCUGGGGACACCCAAAAAGACUGACUGGCCUGAAGGCUACCAACUGUCAAGUGCGAUGAACUUCCGCUGGCCCCACUGUGUGCCCAAUAACUUGAAGACCCUGAUUCCAAAUGCCAGCAGUGAAGCAGUUCACCUCCUGAGAGACAUGCUGCAGUGGGAUCCCAAGAAACGGCCAACAGCUAGUCAGGCGCUUCGAUAUCCUUACUUCCAGGUUGGGCACCCCCUGGGCAGCACCACACAGAGCCUUCAAGAUUCAGGAAAACCACAGAAGGACGGUCUGGAAAAGGCAGCCCCACCGCCUCACAUAAAGCCGGUCCCUCCUGCCCAGCCCCCAGCCAAGCCACACACGCGCAUUUCUUUGAGACAGCAUCAAGCCAGCCAGCCCCCUCAGCAUCUCAUGUACCCCUACAAAGCCGAGGCUUCCAGGACGGAUCACCUUCCAGAGGACAAGCCAAGCCCUUUGCUCUUGCCAUCCCUCCACACCAAGCAUCCCCAGGCAAAAAUUCUCACUGGCCUGGAGCACAAAAAUGGUGAGAUCAAGCCAAAGAGUAGGAGAAGGUGGGGUCUCGUUUCCAGGUCAGCAAAGGAUUCUGAUGACUGGGCGGACUUAGAUGACUCGGAUUUCAGCCCAUCGGUCACCAGGAUUGACCUGAAAAACAAGAAGAGACAGAGCGAUGAGACUCUGUGCAGAUUUGAGAGUGUUCUGGACCUGAAGCCCUCAGAGCCCGUGGGCACCGGAAAUAGUGCCCCAACCCAGACAUCCUGUCCCCGGUGUGACACGCCCACCUGGAGGUCGGCGGCCAAGCAGCACUACCUGAAGCACUCCCGGUACCUGCCUGGAAUAAAUAUAAGAAACGGCAUACUCCCGAAUCCAGGAAAGGAUUUUAUUCCAUCUAAUCCAUGGUCUAGUUCUGGUUUGUCUGGAAAAUCUUCAGGGAUGGUAUCAGUGAUCAGCAAAAUAAAUUCAGUUGGUUCCACCUCAACAAGUUCUAGUGGACUGGCUGGAAACUAUAUCCCUUCCUUUCUGAAAAAAGAAAUCGGUUCUACUGUGCAGAGGGUCCAUGUGGCACCUAUACCUGACCCUUCCCCUGGUUAUUCUUCCCUGAAGACUGUGAGACCUCAUCCUGGGCGACCUUUUUUCCACACCCAACCUAGAAGCACUCCCGGGUCGCUGCCCCGGCCUCCAGCCACCCAGCCCGUGCACGGCCGGACGGACUGGGCUGCUAAGUAUGCAUCUCGGCGAUGACUGUCACGAAGCCCUUUGUAGGGGACAGCAGGACACUCUCCCUCGGCCAGCUGGUGUUCUACCUGCAAGAGACUUUCGGAUGGUGGAAAAGCAAACACUUUAUAGUUAUUCUUCUGAACUGAGACAUUUCAAUAUUCAUUUUUAAAGUUUUUUUUUUUAAAUAUUGAUUUGAAUGCAGUACCUUUUUUUGUACAAAGUUAUUUUAUUCUAAAACUGGGUCCCAUUAUUUUCUUAAACAGCGGCAUUUUGUAUAUAUGGAUUAUGUUUUAGCAUUUUAUACAGUCAACUUUGUAAGGAACUUUUUAAAGAUUAAUUGAUUUUCCUUUGGGUUUCCAGAUAAUAUUUUAUACAGAUUUUUAAAAAUAGAAUAAUAAUGAUGCAGUAUUGCAACAGGGGUGCAAUUUAAGGCUACACGAUAAAGGGUUUUUUCCUCAAUGUGUGCAGAUAUUUGUGAAGUGGUUAAAUUUUAAAUGUGGCAUAUUCGGUACUUUAGGCUUUUUUGGACUGACCUCAGCGCCAGAAAACUGACCAUCUGCCAUUCUCAAUACCAUGUUAUUGGUUUGACUUUUUGAUACCGCUGUGCUGUUCUAAAAGUACUAUUACAUAAUUCACUUUGUUUUCUUUUUACUCCCCAGAUGAAAGAACUCUAAGUAAAUAUUUUUAGAAAUGUUUAUAACACCCUUUUUGGUGGUUGGAGAUAUCCAGCUGAAACCAAGCUAUGCCAUGAUGUUCUAUUUUCUUCCAUUUUUGAAGUCAACUUGUAUAAGUACCCACAAAAAGGAAGCUUUUCAAGCCAAAAUGUUCUCCACGUAAAGGUUAACACGGUCACUUAAACUAUAUCCCUGCCAAGAUGCAUGAUCCAAAAGCUAAGUUUCAAAGCAGCAGAAGAUUUUUUAUUAUCCUAACCCUCAGAAUGUUGCGUUUAGCUCAGUUUUCAUGGCAAUUUGGGGAGCAGGAAAGAUAAAUGGCAGAGGUCCCACUGGUCUGGGAAGUCACAGUUACCGUGAUGUCAGUGUCUGUCACAUGCCACAUUCAAAGAACUCUUAACCCUUGUGUAGUUUCUUUCAACAGUGAGAACUCUAUAUGGUGGGCAGAGGCUGUUCCAUUGAGAGGAAUGUUUACAGCAAUUUUGAAAAUGACAAAGCUAGUUUGGAGACAGAAAAAGACAAACAGUCCACUCUGAUCCACCUCUGUCGGGCACACUCGCCUCCACUCAUGGUUGCCUGAAAGGCAAGAGAGAAGGUCACCGUCAGUAAACGCGACAUAAUCUCCUGAGUAUAUUGACUCACCUUCUCCCAGGGCUCAAGUCACUCUCAUUUGGUUCCAGGAUAUAGCAAGUUGAGCCAAUGAAAUUGUCAUUUUUGUAGGUUAAAAUGAAUAUCGGCACUUUGGUACGGUUCAGCCUAAUAAGUUGGUAAAUUUUUGCUUUGACGUAUUCAUAAUACGUUGCAGCUUGAACAAAUCAGGAUGGUUCCCAAGGUGCCCUCACCUAAAAUCAGGGAGUAAUUUGUGCUUUGGAGAGUCUGGCUCAAAAAUAUACUUGACCAAGCACCAUGAUCGCUGGGGGCAUGAGAAAAGCACGUGAUGGAUGUGGACUUGAGAGGUAAUAUUUUCCUGUUAACAAACUGGCAGCAAAGCUUCAGGAAAUAAAGAUGUAUAUGUAAGCACAACGUGAAGCUGAAUUCAUUUCUGUAUUAUAUUCUCAUUAUCUCAAGCAACAGAAAAUGUGUUUUCAGAGAUGAGUCCUUUACUAUGAGGUUAAUAUUUAU
Molecule: messenger RNA, 3659 nt
Organism: Eubalaena glacialis (North Atlantic right whale)
Lineage: Eukaryota; Metazoa; Chordata; Mammalia; Artiodactyla; Balaenidae
Gene: CILK1
Product: ciliogenesis associated kinase 1
Exons: 13
Coding region: 1-1890 (629 amino acids)
Biological process (GO): protein phosphorylation; intraciliary transport; intracellular signal transduction
Cellular component (GO): cilium; cytoplasm; nucleus
Molecular function (GO): ATP binding; protein serine/threonine kinase activity
Source: RefSeq, a predicted model, not a curated record